GCGUGAGAGAGAGAGAGAGAGAGAGAGAGAGCAUCGCAGUCCCAGUCUUCCUCAUCUCGUUCACGUCAGAGGCAGGAACCGACUGUGCUAAUGCUGUUGGCUCAACGCGCAGAGACAGAGUCGGGAGCAGCCUCAGAGAAAGACAGGGAAACAAGAAGAGGGGUCAUCCCUGACCCAAGGAAUUACUACUAGUGGAGUAAAGCCACCUGACUUUUGGGGGAAAAAAUCUUAUUUGAAGAUUAUUGCCUCUUCUCUCACCUUCCCUAGUAGCUUGGGUUUUGUAUCUUUCGGGAAGCUUCCUCUCAAAAAAGGAGGAAGAGAAGAGAGGGAGAGAGGUGGGCGCUCUAGGUGGGCGCAUCAUCUGGCUCCAGCCCGAACAGACAAGAAUUCUCUACCCGGGAAGCUUCUCGUGCUCAAGCCGGCCGCCCACCCCCAGCCUGGGUAUCUGUGACAUCUCACUGCACAGAGGACAGACCUGCUCUGGAGGUGGGAUUAAAGACUGAACAGUCAAGAGAAAACAGCAGAGACGCCAUCACGAAGAUUCCAACAACUCCAUGCUGGGUGCUGCAGGCUGCUCCUAAACCAAGCUCUAGCUGAGAUGAUGGGGGCUGACGGGGAGACAGUUGUGCUGAAAAACAUGCUCAUUGGUGUCAACCUGAUCCUGCUCGGCUCCAUGCUCAAGCCCUCAGAGUGUCAGCUGGAGGUAACCACAGAAAGGGUUCAGAGGCAAGCUGUGGAGGAGGAAGGAGGGGUGUCCAGCUAUAACACAUCCAGUAAGGAGAAGCCCGUGGUCUUCAACCAUGUGUACAACAUCAACGUGCCCCUGGAGACCCUCUGUUCCUCGGGGCUGGAGGCCUCAGCCGAGCAGGAGGUGAGUGCUGAAGAUGGCACUCUGACAGAAUACACAGGCCAAACCUCAGACCACGAGAGCCAGGUCACCUUCACCCACAAGAUCAACCUCCCCAAAAAGGCUUGCCCAUGUGCCAGCUCUGGACAGGUGCUGCAGGAGCUGCUGAGCCGGAUUGAGAUGCUGGAGAGGGAGGUGUCACUGCUGCGGGACCAGUGCAGCACCAACUGCUGCCAGGAAAGCGCUGCCACAGGUCAACUGGACUAUACCCCUCACUGCAGCGGCCAUGGCAACUUUAGCUUCGAGUCCUGUGGCUGUAUCUGCAACGAAGGUUGGUUUGGCAAGAACUGCUCAGAGCCCUACUGCCCACUGGGCUGCUCCAGUCGGGGGGUGUGCGUCGAUGGCCAGUGCAUCUGUGACAGUGAAUACAGCGGGGAGGACUGCUCCGAGCUCCGGUGCCCCACAGACUGCAGUUCCAGGGGACUCUGUGUGGAUGGGGAGUGUGUCUGUGAAGAGCCCUACACGGGCGAGGACUGCAGGGAGCUGAGGUGCCCCGAGGACUGUUCUGGGAAGGGGAGAUGUGUCAAUGGUACCUGUCUGUGCCAGGAAGGCUAUGCUGGCGAGGACUGCAGCCAGCGGCGGUGUCUGAACGCCUGCAGUGGGCGAGGACACUGCCAGGAGGGGCUCUGCAUCUGUGAAGAGGGCUACCAGGGCCCUGACUGCUCAGCAGUGGCCCCUCCAGAGGACUUGCGAGUGGCUGGUAUCAGCGACAGGUCCGUUGAACUGGAAUGGGACGGGCCGAUGGCAGUGACGGAAUAUGUGAUCUCUUACCAGCCGAUGGCCCUGGGGGGCCUCCAGCUCCAGCAGCGGGUGCCUGGAGAUUGGAGUGGUGUCACCAUCACGGAGCUGGAGCCAGGUCUCACCUACAACAUCAGCGUCUACGCUGUCAUUAGCAACAUCCUCAGCCUUCCCAUCACUGCCAAGGUGGCCACUCAUCUCUCCACUCCUCAAGGGCUACAGUUCAAGACGAUCACAGAGACCACUGUGGAGGUGCAAUGGGAGCCCUUCUCAUUCUCCUUUGAUGGGUGGGAGAUCAGCUUCAUCCCAAAGAACAAUGAAGGAGGUGUGAUUGCUCAGCUCCCCAGCGAUGUGACUUCCUUUAACCAGACAGGACUGAAGCCUGGGGAGGAGUACAUUGUAAAUGUGGUAGCACUGAAGGAGCAAGCCCGGAGCCCUCCUACCUCGGCCAGCGUCUCCACUGUCAUUGAUGGACCCACGCAGAUCCUGGUUCGAGAUGUCUCUGACACUGUGGCCUUUGUGGAAUGGACCCCACCUCGAGCCAGAGUCGACUUCAUUCUCUUAAAAUAUGGCUUGGUGGGUGGUGAAGGUGGGAAGACUACCUUCAGGCUGCAACCUCCCCUGAGCCAGUACUCAGUGCAGGCCCUGAGGCCCGGGUCCCACUAUGAAGUGUCGGUCAGCGCCGUUAGAGGGACCAACGAGAGCGAUUCCACGAGUACCCAAUUUACAACAGAGAUUGAUGCCCCCAAGAAUUUGCGGGUCGGUUCCCGCACAGCAACGAGCCUUGACCUUGAGUGGGAUAACAGUGAGGCAGAAGUUCAGGAGUACAAGGUGGUGUAUAGUACUCUGGCGGGUGAGCAAUACCACGAGGUGCUGGUCCCCAAGGGCAUCGGGCCAACCACCAGGACCACCCUCACAGAUCUGGUACCAGGCACAGAAUAUGGAGUUGGAAUAUCUGCCGUCAUGAACUCACAACAGAGUGUGCCAGCCACCAUGAAUGCCAGGACUGAACUUGACAGUCCUCGAGAUCUCAUGGUGACAGCCUCUUCAGAGACCUCCAUCUCCCUCAUCUGGACCAAGGCCAAUGGCCCCAUUGACCACUACAGAAUUACUUUUACCCCAUCAUCUGGGAUUGCCUCGGAAAUUACUGUGCCUAAUGACAGGACUUCAUAUACACUGACAGAUCUAGAGCCUGGAGCAGAAUACAUCAUUUCCAUCACUGCUGAGAGGGGUCGGCAGCAGAGCUUGGAGUCCACAGUAGAUGCCUUCACAGGCUUCCGUCCUAUUUCCCAUUUGCACUUUUCUCAUGUGACCUCCUCCAGUGUCAACAUCACCUGGAGUGACCCAUCUCCCCCAGCAGACAGACUCAUUCUGAACUAUAGCCCUCGGGAUGAAGAGGAAGAGAUAAUCGAGGUCUCCUUGGAUGCCACCAAGAGGCAUGCUGUCCUGAUGGGUCUCCAGCCAGCCACUGAGUACAUUGUGAACCUGGUAGCCGUCCAUGGCACAGUAACCUCUGAACCCAUCGUGGGCUCCAUCACCACAGGAAUUGAUCCCCCCAAAGACAUCACAAUUAGCAAUGUGACUAAGGACUCAGUGACAGUCUCCUGGAGCUCACCUGUGGCAUCUUUUGAUUAUUACCGAGUAUCAUAUCGACCCACCCAAGUGGGACGGCUGGAUAGCUCUGUGGUGCCCAACACUGUGACUGAAUUCACCAUCAGCAGGCUCUACCCAGCUACUGAAUAUGAAAUCAGCCUCAACAGUGUGCGGGGCAGGGAGGAAAGUGAGCGCAUCUGUACACUCGUGCACACAGCCAUGGAUAACCCUGUGGAUCUGACUGCUACCAACAUUACCCCAACUGAAGCCCUACUGCAGUGGAAAGCACCCAUGGGUGAAGUGGAAAACUACGUCAUUGUUCUCACACAUUUUGCAGCUGCUGGAGAAACCAUCCUGGUUGAUGGAGUCAGUGAGGAAUUCCAGCUUGUUGACCUACUUCCUAGUACCCUCUAUACUGUCACCAUGUACGCAGCCAGUGGACCUCUCACAAGUGGAACCAUCACCACCAACUUCUCUACCCUCCUGGACCCUCCUGCCAACCUGACAGCCAGUGAAGUUACCAGACAGAGUGCUCUCAUCUCCUGGCAGCCUCCCAGGGCAGAGAUUGAAAACUACAUCUUGACAUACAAAUCCAUGGAUGGAAGCCGCAAAGAGCUGAUUGUGGAUGCAGAGGACACCUGGAUCCGCUUGGAGGGCCUGUCGGAAAACACGGACUACACAGUGCUCCUGCAGGCUGCUCGGGAUGCCUCGCGGAGCAGCCUCACCUCCGCAGCCUUCACCACAGGGGGCAGGAUGUUCUCUCAUCCUCAAGACUGUGCUCAGCAUUUGAUGAAUGGAGACACUCUGAGUGGGGUUUACACCAUCUUCCUCAAUGGGGAGCUAAGUCAGAAGUUGCAAGUGUAUUGUGACAUGACCACAGAUGGUGGUGGCUGGAUUGUGUUCCAGAGGCGGCAAAAUGGCCAAACUGAUUUUUUCCGGAAAUGGGCUGAUUAUCGUGUUGGCUUUGGGAACCUGGAGGAUGAGUUUUGGCUAGGGCUGGACAACAUACACAGGAUAACAUCCCAGGGCCGCUAUGAGCUGCGGGUGGAUAUGCGGGACGGUCAGGAAGCAGCCUUUGCCUACUAUGACAAGUUCUUGGUGGAGGACAGCCGAAGCCUGUACAAACUCCGCAUAGGGGGCUAUAAUGGCACUGCAGGAGACUCUCUUACCUAUCACCAGGGACGCCCUUUCUCCACUGAGGAUAGAGACAAUGAUGUUGCAGUCACCAACUGUGCCAUGUCAUACAAGGGUGCUUGGUGGUAUAAGAACUGCCACCGGACCAACCUCAAUGGGAAGUAUGGGGAGUCCAGGCACAGUCAGGGGAUCAACUGGUACCACUGGAAAGGCCAUGAGUUCUCCAUACCCUUUGUGGAAAUGAAGGCUAGGCCCUACAACCACCGUCUCACUGCUGGGAGGAAGCGGCGGGCCUUGACAUGCUGAGCAGUGGGCAGCCACCAGCCGAACAAUCUUUUCUGUCAUUUGUUUGUAUUUUAUAUGAUGAGACAAGGGGGGAGGGCAACAGCAAUGUGCUUUGCAACACAGAGUACCUGAAGGAAGCAGGGAUCAGUUAAUUACCAUCUGUGCAUAGUUUCUGCUGCCUUGGAGCCUAACCCUUGGGGUACAUGCUCCUUCCUAAAUAGUCAUCCCCAACUGUCCCCUCCUUUCCCAUGAAGGAGGCAAACUGAGGAGAGUUUAAGAGACCAGUUCAAAGACAAGCCAUGGAGCAGAUUGUUAUGACCACAGGCACACACCUUCUUUCUCUACCUCCCCCCCACACCUUCUGAGAUACCCUUCAGCUUCCUGGCACUAGUGAGCUGGUCAUGGCUGGUGAUGGCCAGGGAAAGAAGUUUCACCAAGAGAGCUUUGCCAACACUUCCCCUUAAGAGGGAAACAAUAAACCACACCCUUACCCAACUGCUCAAGUUUACUGAAAUGGGACGAAGAUUAUGUUCUGAUAUUCUUAACCAUCAAGAGGAUCCCUCACUUCCAACCACAGUCCCAACAGCCCAUACUUCAUUGUGAAUUCUAGUUACCAGAGCACUACUGGCUACUGGCCCUGUGUCCUGUGGGUUUUAAGACAUUGUCCCCACUCUCAAGUCAAUGAGUGAGUUUUGUUCAUAGUGAGACAGGGAGAAUGUUUUUGUUUUCAACUGUUUGGGGUUAGUCAUUGAAGAAAGGACAAGAUCAAAAAUAUGUGCACCAACGAUAGAGGCUAUAGAUCUCACUGGAAACAGAUCUUGCCUGGCCUUACUUUCUCCACUUCUGAUCUGAUUUAUCAUGGCUCUUCGGAAUUCAAAGCUGAAGACCAUAUUUCUGUUCCCAUCCAGGCUCUCCUUGGUGUAGAUGGCUUACUAAGAGUCAGGAAAAGUUGAAUGAUAUCAGCCAGCCAAUCAUUUCCCUGACUGGUAGUGCUGGUAGAAAAGGAAAUGGAUCAUUUCUUUCAGUUUGGUUGUGGUUUUGUAUCUGUUUCUGGCCUUAUGGCAAACAGAAGUAACUCCACAAUGAGGUGAAACUGUGAGAAAGCCUUCUCCCUUUCUCGUGUUCUUUUAUUGUUAUGCUUUUGGGAAGAAAAGUGAAUAGUGCCACAGGAAAUUACAUCUAGAAGUCCAGAGGGGGAAAGGGAGGGCUGCCUCCCCUGAGACUAGAUACACCCUCUCCACCAAGCCAGGAGAGCUGGAGGUUCUCGAAGCUGUGGCCUUUCAGCUGCUCCAAAUCAGAUGCCUGCUGAGCCUUCCCUGCAGCAUCUACCUGGGUUGAACCCACCUCACCAACUGCCUUCUCCCUGCCCUCUUCCUCCUCCUCCCCUGAGGCCCUGUUCUCUCUGCUAUGGGGCCCAUGUUUCCCAACCUGGGGCAUCUUUUACCUUUGCCAACCAGUUACUAAACAAGCUGGUAAUUUCUAAUAGAGACAACCAUGCCCUGACCAAACUUUGCUAACCAGGGGAACAGCCCCCUUGAGCUGAUGGCCCACUUACGUAUUAUGAGGUUUGAGUCAGCUUGCCAUUUUACGUAGGCAUUCUACCUUUGGAGGUGCCACAAGGCCUUCCCCAGCUCUGUGGUGCAGACAUGCCUGACAAACCUAGAGUCAAAAAAAAAAAAAAAAAAAAAAACCCACAGGUGUCAUUUUCAUUUCUCAAUUCAACAUGAACUUCAAAACUCUAGGAGAAGGAGGAAGGAAAAGAACUUAUAAACUAAACAAGGCUGUACUAGAAACAGGCCAACCAUGAAAAGCAGGAGGCACAUUGCAUGAGGAACUUGAGAGAUAUGGUACAGGCUACCUCUGCUGCCUUGCUAAGAUAAGUUAUUUCACUUUUCUGACCCUGUUUCUUUCUUGUUGACUGAGAAAUUCGACCAGAAUCAUUUCUAGCAUCCCUUCAGUAUUAACAGUCAACAGUACUAACGUAUGGUAUGAAAAUUUGAAUCAGAGGUGGCACAAUUAAGUAAGGUAAAUUUAUCAGAAGCUGGAGAGAGGGAGCAAGGAAGAAAAAAAGGAGGAUAAUUCUAACUUGAAUGUCUCCUCCCCCCUUUCACACACACACACACACACACUUGUACACAUACAUGCACAGGAGAAAAAAUAGUGUCACCAAGAGGCUGAAGCUAUUAUGUUUAUGAAAGCAGAGCCGGAGACCUGGGUGUGCCAGUACCGCCCACCUCAUCAAGGGAACUGAAAUGGAACAAGACUGUGUGUCAUUAGUUCAGGGAGAAGUCAAGACACAGUAGUGGAAGCCAAAACCCUCCUUUCAUUGGAACCACUCUACCCUACGGAGCAGCUUCAUAAAUAGUAUCGCCAACAUUUCCUAGAUUCAUUUGAAAAAAUUUUAAAAGCAAAAAAGGGACUUCAAACAUCAGCUUAUCCACUUGCUAUAAAAAGGACUCAUAGAUUCCUUCUGUUCAGUAGCGUGAUCUCCACCUUGUCAGAGACUCUGUGUCUACUGUCUUACCAAGGCCCAUAGCCAACUUGACACAGAGCUUCUAGACUUGACUGGCUUUUUCACUGAGCUGAAAGAAGAAACUGCUUCUGAGCUUCUUAACUGAUUCCUUUCUCUCUGGUCCCUCCAUGUACCUGGGUUUGUCUCUGAGCAAGCAGGAAGCAAUAUUCAGAGUGCAUCCUGAGUUUCCCCUAAAGGACUUGGAAUACAAGUGGAUCCUGACCAGACGGUAGUCAAACUGCAAACACAUUAUGAAUAUAUACUAACACCAAAAACCAAGCAACAAUGGAAAACAAGCAAUAGUUACCAGUGACUGCAAUAGGUUCACUGCCUAAAACUGAGAAACGGGCAGUUUCUCCUCUUCAUAUGUCCCAUUAUAGAAAGAUUGUUUGCAAUAUAUUGAAAUCACAUUUUCAGGGUUUUCAGGGUUCUGAAAGACUAGAAGGUGAAGGAAUCAGCUAUAAGAAGACAGGGUAUCAGGAAUGACAAACUCAUGGAGAGCACUGGUCUUCAGACCAGACUUAACAUGUACAGAUGUGUAAUUGUGACCAUAAGGUGACACGCACAGAUACCCACUGAAACCCACUGGGACAUCAUGGUAUCUGGAAACCUUAUACCAAACCAGGAUCCAGUUCCAUUUUGUUCAGGAGACUGAUUUGCGGCAGGAGAGAAAAAUAAGCAAACAAACAAACAAAAAAAAAAAGUAUGGCAUCAGAGACUUGCAGAGCAAAUUUCCACACAUAUUUCAAUUCCCCCCUUCCCUUUACCUACCACCUCCCCAUUUCCAUGACUCAUAAAGAGAUGGGAACCCUCACAGCCUGUUUCCUUCCACCUGGGAAACAACCAGCACCCGAGAAAUGGACACCCUUACUUCAAAGGCAAACUUGAUGAUCCAAGGUCACCCUGCCAAUGAGCACAAUGCCAAAGAGAGCUCAAUGCUAAAUCCAACAAUUCUUACACAUGGCCUCAUUGAAAACCUAGUCCCAGUAAAGAGUGAUAGAUUUAGGGACAACGGUCAUUAGGGACUCCUCUUCAAAGAGCUCGUUUUAGAGCAUUAGUGGAGAAAGGUUUGAUGAGGUCCUCUUUGUCCUUUUCUCUGGAGAAAGAAAAAUGGAACCCGUGAGAACUGUGUAUUACCAAGCCAAGGGAAUUUUAAAGAGAGUAGCUCAUGACCAGAUUUAGGAAUGCUCCUGGGGUGUGGGCUCUUUGAUCUUUCUUCCUUCAUCAGAAUUUCAGGAAAGAUAGAGACAGGACACAUGCUUUUCCAUGGCUUGCUUUCUUGUGGACACACUGCUAUUCACUCUAUUCCUUGGUUUCUUUUGACAGUUUGUCAUUUUCCAUCUUAGUUUGCAUCACACUGCCCACUCAGAAAACUUUGUUAAGGAAACAAUGAAAGAUUGAAAGAUAGUGCAGUUUUGAUGAUCCUAUAAGAGAUGGGAUAAUAUUUCACUUGCCAAAAAACUUGCCAAGGCUAUAAAAAGUGGUGUGGGGAAACCUCAAAAGCCUGGAGUGUGUCUGUGAGUCCUGGCUCCCGGACCAUGCCUAUAGCCACUCUUUACUGUACAUUGGGGACUUUUGAUCACAUUCCUGAAGUUCUUUGGCUAACCCAAAUCUUAGCUUCUUCCAUAACCUAGCCCUCACAUGUAUAAUGUUUCCCCUAAUAAUGAUAAGAAUUUUGACAACCCAGAGAACUCAGACGAAAUGAAAAUUUUUUGAAAAUCAAGUAGAGAAAGCAACUGGAGUGUGACUUAAGAGAAGGUGUUGGUGUAGACUCUGGUCCAUUUGGACAAAUAGCUCUGGUCAUUCUGAUAGUAGAUUUACUUAAGCCAGUUACAUAUGUUCUUCAAGCUCUACAAAGCAGGUAAGAAGAAAAAAAAUAAAAAUUUUAAAAAGCUAGUGGAUCACUGGAGAUUAAAUGUAACCCUUCUAGAGAUGUUCCCACAGUGAAAAUGCAGAGAUCAGGGAUGUGUGGCCACAGUAAAGGGACUAGCAUUGUCUUUCUGGCUUCCAGCCAGGACUCUUCUCAUAAGGUAGGUACCUCAGGAGCACUUCUUAAUGAACACAACACAAGAAGCAGAAGGGCUAUCUUUACUUGCUCAACCAACCCUGCCUUGACCUCCCUUGUCCUUCACCAGCAGCCUCCACCAGAUUUGUCAUGUCCAGGGUUUUUGAUUUAUUUUUCAGGGUCACUCCUUGCCUGAAUCACGGUUUCAUUGCACCUGCAGCACUUCAUUGUCCAAUGUCCUUGGCAAAGCUCACAGUCUUUGGACAGUGUUCCAUUCUUUUUUCAAACAGGAUAUUCUCCCUCCCCUCCACAAGCUUAAUAAGGCUAAUGCAGAGUAUCCAAAUAUCCCAGACCUUGUUCCUCAGAUGGCCUCUAUUAAGUUAAUAAAACAGCUUUCUAUUGUCUGAGCCUUGAGGCCAGGCUAAUGCUCAAUUUCCAACUCAGAACCAUUUAACCCUUUCAAAGUCUCCUAGAGGGUGGCUCACCCAGGUACUGCCAUUGGCUCCUUGGCAUCAUGGGCUCAGAUGAGAAAGUACAGGCGUCUUUCUCUGAGAUGUAAGCACACCAUAUUCAGGAAGUCUGGGACACCCAAGCCACAAGGAAGGGUUAUGGCCAAAUGCAUGGCCAGGUAGGGAAUACAUGGAUUAGAACUGUUCAGCAACCUUCAGAGAAACCCUAUGUUUCUUUUUAACAGCCUGUCAUUUAACUUGUGUUCAAUCCUGUAUCCUAGGCAAAAGCUGGGAACACACCUUCAGAGGCAGAAAAAAAAAAAAAAAAAAACAA
Jaculus jaculus (lesser Egyptian jerboa) is the source of this 9957-nucleotide messenger RNA. RefSeq names its product tenascin R (gene Tnr). The record is from RefSeq and is a predicted model, not a curated record. The transcript is spliced from 23 exons. Gene Ontology annotation, molecular function: protein binding. NCBI's taxonomy places the organism in Eukaryota, Metazoa, Chordata, Mammalia, Rodentia, Dipodidae. The coding region runs from base 599 to 4678 and encodes 1359 amino acids.